UCCAGCCAUUGCCUCAGGGAACUAGUGCUGUAACUGGCAACUGUCUCCCUCAGGGAGGGGGUGAGGGAAACAGAAUCUAGCUUUAGUCAAACUUUGACUCUCUCUCAUAUACUGAUCCUGCUUACAGAGACUCUGUACUCCACUGAUACACCAUCACAAUCAGUGGGGAAAACCUUUGUUUUUAUUCAAGGCAACUCCAUUUUUACAGUACCAAAUGACUGGUAGAGAAAACAAAUUAGAAGAUCACUUCUGGGAAAAGAAUUAUGAAGAGGUAGGAUUUUCAUGGAAGAGGUAGGAUUGUCAGAGAAGAGAAGAAGGCAGGUCGACUGAUGAUGAGGAAAGUAAUUGCAGAAAAAUUGAACAUCCCUUGGAAUAGUAUACUUUUGCAGAGAACCUCAAAAGGGAAACCAGUCCUUGUUAAUGACUCAUUCAGUACUCAUCCAAAUUUCAACUUUAAUAUCUCACAUCAAGGAGAUUAUGCAGUUCUUGCAGCUGAACCUAAACUAGAAGUUGGAAUUGAUAUCAUGAAGACAACUUUGCCAGGCCGAAGCUCAAUUCCAGAAUUCUUUCGCCUUAUGAAUAGACAGUUUACAGAAAGAGAAUGGAAGACAAUUAAAACCUUUGAAGAUGAAUGGACCCAGCUGGAUAUAUUUUAUAGGCAUUGGGCACUAAAAGAAAGCUUCUUAAAAGCCAUUGGAGUUGGAAUAGGAUUUAAAUUACAGCGAAUCGAGUUUAAUAUAUCUCCACUUCAUCUGGAAAUAGGCAAAGUAUAUAAAGAAACAAAUAUGCUACUUGAUGGAGAAGAUGAAGAAGAAUGGGCAUUUGAGGAAAGCAGAUUGGAUGAGUACCAUCAUAUUGCAGUUGCUCUUAAGAAACCAGAUGGAUUAAGACCACAGAAUCCUCAAGUUCUUUCUCAAGAUCAUUCUAAGCUAACUAUGUCACAGUUCACUUUUUUGACAUUUGAAGAUUUGGUAGCAUCCUCAGUUCCUUUGACAUCGGAAGAUCCUUUUUACUGGGACAACUUUUGCUCCAAACAAGAGGAUCCUGUUCGAAAUAGCACGAGUUCAUGAUAAUGCUCAAGAAACAAAAGUGGAAAAUGAAGACUUUUUAAAAAUUCCAGGGUCACCAGAAUAAGUAAUUGAGAGAACCAAAAGGCAUUUCACAAAGUUGGACCAAAUUCUGGAAGGGAGAGAGGGAGCCAUGACUGUAAUAUGUGACCUAGAGACAGGCGUCUGGUAUUGCUAAUUACCAAGAUUUAUCACCAUUAUAAGUUCACUUUCUAUUGUUAUAACUAAAUGCUUUGGGGUAAAUCAUUUAAAAUAAGGUACUCUGUUCAACAAGCAAAGAGGUUUUUAUCAAGCCCCUACUACUUGCCAAACAGAGUUCUAUCUUCUAGGGAUACAAAGAAGAAAAUACAGUUUUCUACUGGAACAAAAUUUUUUUAUCAUUAUUGUAAAUAGUGUCAUUAUUUGCCAUUAAGCACCCUGUUAUGAGUUGCCAUGCAAAUGCAGAAUAGUGAAAUAAUUUUCAUAGGAAAACAGUUUGUACAUAUAGACAUUAAAGAGAGGCAUUAAAAAUCAAACUAUCUUGGCACAUCUGCUCUCUUGAUGAUGGUCAUUUUCCCAUCUGUUGUACUUACCUUAUAGAACUGUUUUGAGGUUUAAAUGAAAUAAUACAUUUCAAACUUCAAAACAUUAUCUUCAUGCCAGCCAUUAUUAGUUUAUAUUUGUUGUGUUUACUUUUUUAGGGUUUUUAUUAUUUUAAUUUGUGUUUUUUCUGUUUCUUAGUGAUUUUGAAAUUUUUUUGAUAGCUGUUAAAAGUUUGCUUUUUCUGUUUUGAAGAUUUAGUUAGCAUCUGUUAUUCCUUUAACUACUUAUCUAAUAGGGAAUGACUCUUAUUUUUAAAAGUUACCUAUUGUUCUUUGAUAUCACACUUUUACCAGAGGUCUUUAAUGUAAGCCCUCCCCCCACCCCCAAAUCUUCCUGAAUUGAUCCUAUUUGACCAAGAUGUUCUAUGUUUUAUAUAUGAAAUAAAAUGUUUGUAUAAUCUUCA
Molecule: messenger RNA, 2052 nt
Organism: Monodelphis domestica (gray short-tailed opossum)
Lineage: Eukaryota; Metazoa; Chordata; Mammalia; Didelphimorphia; Didelphidae
Source: RefSeq, a predicted model, not a curated record